CUGGGUUUGGACUGUUGUGAGACAGAUGUGAGAUGGUCUGGACCACUGAAAAAAGGCAGCGUCCCUGCAGAACCACUCUCAAACUGCUCAAGAACCUCACCUCACCUGAAGAAAUAUGCAGGCCAAGGAAUACAAUCGCAGAGGUAAGGAGUUGGUGGACUACAUCACAAAGUACCUGGGCUCCAUCCGAGAGAGAAGAGUGAUUCCAGAUGUAAAACCAGGUUACAUGAAGGCACUUCUCCCAGACAGUGCACCCACAGAGCCUGAAGACUGGGAGAGAAUCUUUGACGACAUUGAGAAGGUCAUCAUGCCGGGAAUGGUUCACUGGCAGAGUCCUUACAUGCACGCCUACUACCCCAGUCUGACGUCAUGGCCCUCAAUGCUGGGGGACAUGUUGGCUGACGCCAUCAACUGUGUCGGCUUCACAUGGGCAUCCAGUCCUGCAUGCACGGAGUUGGAAAUGAAUGUGAUGGACUGGCUUUGUAAAGCCUUAGGGCUUCCUCACUUCUUCCUCCAUCACCACUCCGAGAGCAGGGGAGGAGGUAUAUUACAGAGCACAGUCAGCGAAGGCACACUGGUAGCUUUGUUGGCAGCCAGGAAGGACAAAAUUCUGCAGCUGCGGGCCGAGCUGGAUCAGGACAUGGAUGACUCUGUCCUCAAUUCAACACUAGUGGCUUACGCUUCUGAUCAGGCCCACUCCUCGGUGGAGAAGGCGGGUCAGAUCUCUCUGGUGAAAAUACGAUUUCUUCCCACGGAUGAGCAUCUGUCCCUCAGAGGACAGACGUUGAAACAAGCAAUACAAGAGGACAGGAGGAGAGGACUGGUCCCUUUUCUGCUGUGCGCCACUUUGGGAACUACAGGAGUUUGUGCCUUUGACAAGCUCUCUGAACUGGGACCAGUGUGUGCAGAAGAGGGACUGUGGCUCCAUGUGGAUGCUGCGUAUGCUGGCUCCGCCUAUUUCUGUCCAGAGCUGCGCUGGUCCCUCGAAGGCAUCGAAUUUGCAGACUCGUUCGUCUUCAACCCAUCGAAAUGGAUGAUGGUUCAUUUUGACUGCACAGCUUUUUGGGUAAAAGACAGACUGAAACUCCAACAGACGUUCAGUGUCGACCCAAUUUAUCUCAAACACGACAACUCACAAACAGCCACAGACUUCAUGAACUGGCAAAUUCCCCUCAGUCGCCGUUUCCGCUCCCUCAAGCUUUGGUUUGUCAUGCGCUCAUUUGGACUGAAAAACCUCCAGGCACAUAUUCGACAUGGUAUUGAGAUGGCAAAGCUCCUAGAGUCUCUGAUAAGGAGUGACCCACAUUUUGACAUUCCUGCAAAGAGAUACCUUGGCCUGGUUGUCUUCUGUCUCAAAGGCGGUAAUGCUUUAACCCAGGAACUGCUGAGAAGACUGACACACUCUGGUGCCAUAUACCUCAUUCCUGCGGACAUUCACACUAAACGCAUCCUUCGAUUUACCGUGACCUCACAGUUCACCACAGCAGAAGACAUCCGGAGGGACUGGGACAUUAUCUCCAAAAUAGCUUCCAAUCUCCUAGCUGAGACACGUGCCCCUGAUUAUGUAAAGUUAAAAGACGGGGUAAAAAGAGAUGAAGAGAAGCAAGAUGCUAUACCCGAGAAGGCUGAGGAGACAGCCCCCAGGAUGGACAAAGCCCAAGUGGAGCUUUGGAUUGACAAGGCUUGGAAUAGGUCUAGGAGGCCAAUGCGCUCUCUUAGCUGCAACAGUGAGCCUUUGCCAUACAAUUACCCCGGUCUCAAAUCCGGCUAUGCCUUUGAGAAAAGACUAAGCCCUCAAGAUGAAGCCGCCAUGCUCCCAACAUCAGUAACAGCGGGAGACGGUGACACAGUAAAGAUGGCAGAGAUGUCUGCAAAUAUUGUGGGAAAACAAGCCAUGAAAAAGCUCACCAAGUUCUACAGUGUUCCAAGUUUCUGCAAUCAGUGGGCACAGGGUAGUCGCCACCAGUUGUGCUGCUCUCUGAAAGUGUCUCAGGCUCCAAAACACUUGACCUCCACUUGCAGGAGAAUAAACUGUAUCCCUUCCCCCCCUAAAACCAACACAGAUGCCACCCCUCCACCAAUAGACACUACUCCUGUGCCCAAACUCCUUUAAACAUGCUCAGUCUGCAUGCACUUAAUCAGCGCUUAAAUCGGAUUGGAAGAGAAUAUCACAAACUGGGAGCUUUGAAAACAUGUUAAAAACAAAGGACGCUUGCACUACAUCAUUCUCAAACAUGACCAAACCAGGACAUUGUGUGCUUUGAAAUGAACUGAAAAAGUGUUCCGCUCUAUGUAAAGGCUUCGUAAUCAGUUUCACAGCUACUAAAGUGAUUCACAGUUUGAUUCUUCCCUCUGCAACGGAUUCAAACAUCUCCUGAGUCAUGGGGACGUAGCCCUUAUUGUCCUCGAGGAAAAACAAAUGAUCUUUGAUGAUGCUGGGAUUGAAGCCCUCCUCAGCCAGCUUCACCUUUAUUUGCUUGAACGUACCAGUCACCGGCAGUGCAUCCUGCGGAGGAUUGCACAAAAAUAAAUGAUUGAAAAAACAUUUUUGUGCAAGUUAUUUUAAUAUAAGCUCAUCAGGAUGCUGUUUACCUGGAUGCGAAUAAAGCGUGGUCUUGCGUAGCUGGGA
This is a messenger RNA of Dunckerocampus dactyliophorus (ringed pipefish), 2629 nucleotides long. RefSeq names its product histidine decarboxylase (gene hdc). The record is from RefSeq and is a predicted model, not a curated record. The transcript is spliced from 13 exons. Lineage: Eukaryota; Metazoa; Chordata; Actinopteri; Syngnathiformes; Syngnathidae. Bases 116 to 2113 code for a protein of 665 amino acids. Gene Ontology annotation, biological process: histamine biosynthetic process; L-histidine catabolic process. Gene Ontology annotation, molecular function: pyridoxal phosphate binding; histidine decarboxylase activity.